This is a messenger RNA of Acromyrmex echinatior (Panamanian leafcutter ant), 634 nucleotides long. It is a transcript of the gene UQCR-Q, whose product is annotated as Ubiquinol-cytochrome c reductase ubiquinone-binding protein. NCBI's taxonomy places the organism in Eukaryota, Metazoa, Arthropoda, Insecta, Hymenoptera, Formicidae. Gene Ontology annotation, biological process: mitochondrial electron transport, ubiquinol to cytochrome c. The record is from RefSeq and is a predicted model, not a curated record. Gene Ontology annotation, cellular component: respiratory chain complex III.
CUUACAAAAGUGUGCUGUGGAAUGUGAAGAGAAUCGAUCAUAGAGGUAUCACGGCGAUUGAGAUCAGAGACACUUCUCUUUUCUUCUCUUGGAUAUUGCUACUUUAGUCAACAUGGGGAAAGAUUUUGGAAACCUUUACAAACUUAAUGGCAUCGUCUACUAUCGUCUAAGUCCAUACGAGCAAAAAGCCUUCAAAGGAUUAAUAUCCGAAGGUGUACCAAAUUUAAUUCGUCGCUUCCAAGGCAGUGUAUUUAAGAUUGCACCUUUUUUCAUGUUUUCCUAUUUGCUCGUGAAUUGGGCGAAUGAGAAGAAUCAUGCUCUUUCUCGCAAAAAUCCCAAAGAGUAUGAAAAUGAUACAUGAAUAUAUAUAUAUAUAUAUAUAUAUAUAUAGAUGAAUUUCCAAUUAAUGACACUUAGUUUUUAUUGUAAAAUAUCAAUUAAUCUUAUCUCUUUAAUUCUGAAAUAAAAGAAUUAAUAAUAUUGUAUCGAAAGUAAUAUAUGUAUAUGAAAAUAUUUGGGAGUUCUUCAUAAAUUUGUUGCUUUUCUCUUUCGUGGGUAAAGUAAUAAAAAGUAAUCGAUGCGAGUCGAUUAUGCUUGUUUUUAUUCAGUAAAUUUAAUUGUUUGUACAAACAUA